AAUGACGUAAUGAGCGUAAAACAAGAUGGCGUCGCGUCCAACAUAAAUCGGUGUGAAUGAGUUUAUCGGCGUAAAGGCUGCCUCUCCGGAGGCUCUCGUGUUGUUUUACGGUUGUUUUGGUUGCGCGACACGUUUCGCGGUGAGGUGAGUGUGCCGGAGGCGUUGCCGGACACCUCGGAAGAGCCUGUUGUCGUCGAGCCUCCGGUGACAGCCGGGAAGGCGAGCCGCCGACGGACAGGAUGGACAGCGGAGAAUACAUCUCCUCCAUGGACACCAUGGACCAGUCUCUGGCGGAGUUAGGGGACGAAUUCACUCUGGGAGACAUCGACGAGAUGCUGCAGUUUGUCAGCAACCAGGUGGGGGACUUCCCGGAUCUGUUUGAGGACCAGAUGAACACAGCCGGCUCUCUGCAGAGCGGCGGCACCAACCCGGUCCAACAACCCGCCAUGCAAACCCCUCAAACACCGCAGACUCCCCAGACCCCCAUGGCUGUCGCCUACCAGAGCCCCAGCGUCGGCCUGGCCCCCUCCCAGACCCUGUCCCCCCAGUCUGUGCCCCUUACUCCUCCCCUGACUCCCGUGCAGACACCCUCCCCCGUCGCCGCCGCCGUCCCCUCAGUGCAGCAGCAGGUGACCCGCAGCCCUCCUCUGCUUCAGCCACGGCCUCAGGUGGUCCAACCCAUCCAGCCACAGCCCCAGCAGACGGCCCAGCCCACCAUCCAGAUGCACACCCAGGGGAUUCCCAUGCAGACCCAGAGCUUCCCGGUCCACACUCUGGUUCAGACCCACAGCCAGACGCCCCUGCCCAUCCAGACGCAGGCGGCUCAGACUGUGAUGAUCGCCUCCAGCGGCGGACAGUCGCGCUUCAUCCAGAACCCCGUCAUUUGCCAUCAGAGCCCUGCUCCUGGAUUCCAAGUCCUCCAGCCACAGGUGCAGAGCAUCAUGACAUCACCACAGCUUCAGCCGGUGACCAUUCAGCACCAGCGUGUCCUGACCCCAACAGGUCAAACCAUCCAGACUCUCUCCACAGCGCCCACCACAGUCCACACCGUGCAACAGCAGGUGCAGCAAGUACCUGUUCUGGUCCAGCAGCCGCAGAUUCUGAAGACGGACUCGUUGGUCCUCACAACGCUCAAACCAGACGGGACACAGGUGCUGUCCACCAUGCAGAGUCCCACAGGGAUCACCACCCUGACCACGCCCAUCCAGAACACAGCUCUACAGGUCCCGACGCUGAUGAGCAGCAACAUCCUCACCACCGUCCCUGUUGUAAUGGGAGGAGGAGACAAGCUGCCGAUCAAGCAGCUGCAGCCGGGCUCUUCCCACUGUUCAAACGGGGCCAGAACGGCCAUGGAUCAGAGCCAGAUGACAGCAGGAGGAGUCGGGCCGGGAGGCGUGGUGAAGGAGGGCGAGAGGAGGACGACCCACAACAUCAUUGAGAAGCGAUAUCGGUCCUCCAUCAAUGACAAAAUCAUGGAGCUCAGAGAUCUGGUCAUGGGAAGCGACGCAAAGAUGCACAAGUCGGGCGUGUUGAGGAAGGCCAUCGACCACAUAAAGUACCUGCAGCAGGCCAACCACAAACUACGACAGGAGAACCUGGCGCUGAAGAUGGCCAACCAGAAGAACAAGCAAGUGGUGCUGUCUGAAGACGUAGAGCUCAAACAGGAGGUGGUGAUGAUGUCGCCUCCAGCCUCAGAUUCUGGUUCUGGUUCCCCUCACCAGUUCUCUCCUUACUGCGUCGACUCGGAGCCGGGCAGCCCCUUACUGGACCAUGAUCAGGUGAAGAGCGAGCCAGACUCUCCCUCCUCGGUCGGAGUGAUGGACCGUUCCCGACUGCUCCUCUGCGCCCUGACGUUCUUCUGCCUCUCCCUAAACCCUCUGCCCUCUUUGCUGGGCUCGGAGGCCUCAGGGAGCCCCAGCCUGUCUACAGGCCACGGCCCGACCAGAACGCUCUUCUGGUUCCCAAGUCACACGCAGGACUUUGCGUCUUGGCUGCGGUGUCUCCUGCCGUGGGUGAUGGUGUGGGUGCUGAGUGGGGUGGGAGCGGUGUGGGGCUGCGUCAGGGUGCUGUACCUGUGGGAGCCCGUCACUCCCCUUCACUCACCAAAGUCUGUGUCCUUCUGGAGGCACCGCAAACAGGCAGAUCUGCAUCUCAACAGGGGAGAUUACACGGCAGCGAUGGCCAGUUUAGAAACCUGCCUGUCUGUCUUGACGAGAGCUCUUCCCUCAACCUCUCUGGAUUUGGUCUGCUCGCUCUCUUGGAAUUUGAUUCGCUACUGCCUGCAUCGUCCGACUCCUCUGGGCUGGCUGGUUCACCAGAUUGGAGGAAAGCACGAGGGGGAUGAGGCGAGGACGAGCGCAAAGGAUGCUGCGCUGGUUUACCACCGGCUGAGCCAAUUGCAGCUCACAGGAAAGCUGCCUCAGCGGAGCAGCCUGUGGGCUUUGUCUCUGUCUCUGAGUGCUGUCAACCUCAGCGAGAGCGCCCAGGGGAAGAUGGCCCCCGCACAGCUCGCCCAGAUUUAUGUCACCGCAGCAACAGCCCUGCGCACUGUGCUGGGCCACCAUCUCUCCUGUCUGCCUGGUUACCUGUUGGGUUGUGCGGAGAGCGUAGCGAACCAAUCGGAGACCAGGCCGAUCCCCGACUGUCUGCGCUGGCUCUUCACUCCGCUGGGCAGGCAGUUCUUCCUGAGCUGCGAUUGGUCGGUGAAGUCGGAGAGCAGCGACGGCGUGUACACCUCUCAGAGAGACCCGGCUGACCCCAUCGCCCAGCUGCAUCGCUGCUUCUGCAGGAAGCUUCUGGAGAGAGCCGUUCACACCCUCAUCCAGCCGCAGGGCGACUCUGACGCAGACAAACGCAAGAACGACUCUGGGGAGUUUUCCAGCGCCCUGGAGUUUCUUCAGCUGUUGAACAGCUGUACAGAGGACUCUCCUUCCCCUCCGCCUCCUUUCCCAACUCCACCCAAUCACACCACCAUUCCAGUGGGCGACCCGGUGAGUCGCUGGUGGGCUUUGGUGCUGAAGGCGGCCGUGCACUGGCUGCAGGGUGACGACGUCGCAGUGAGGUCGCUUCUGGCAGAAGCGGAGCGGAUGCCAAGAGCUCUGCACAUUCUCGACCACCCUCUGCCCAAGGCUGUGCUGCUCCUCUGCAAGGCGGUUCAGAUGAGUCUGUCUCCUCUGAAAGGAGAGGGAGCAGUGGCCUGCCUGUCCCACUGCGACAGAGCCAGCAGCUACCUGCGCUCCAGCAUCUCGGUGCCACUCGCACAGUCGGGGAACUGGCUCAACAAGGGGGUUGAGCUGCUGGUCUGUGAUCUUCUCCUGACCUUGAGGACCAGUUUAUGGCAGCGGGGAGGCAGCACUAAUGGAGAACCUGGCCCGGCUCCUGGAUCCCAGUUGGCCGGUUUCCAGAGGGACCUCAGCGCACUCAGAAAGCUCACGCAGUGCUACAGACAGGCUCAACACAAGGUGUUCCUUCAUGAGACCACAGUGAGGCUGAUGGCUGGAGCCAGUCCCACAAGGACUCACCAGCUGCUGGAGCACAACCUCCGACGCAGGACGCACAACUCCUACACAGCCGAUGGUGAGUGUGUUCUGGGUGAGAGGGAGCGGGCUCACGCCAUCCUGCUCGCCUGCCGCCACCUGCCCAUGCCUCUGCUCACGCCGCCGGGACACCGCGCCCGCCUGCUGGCCGAGGCCAAGCGAACCCUGGAGCGGGUGGGAGACCGCCGGUCCCUGCAGGACUGUCAGCAGAUCCUGCUGCGCCUCAGCGGGGGCACCACCAUCGCCGCUUCCUGAGCGCAAGCGCACGCCGGGAUGUUGACGAGGCGACUCAUCGUGUAAUUCUCCAAUCGACGGCUAUUCACACCGAUCAAAGGACAGAAACGUUGCUUCAAACUCCCGCAUGCACACCUUCACACAGACUGCUCUUAUUUUAUUUACUCUCAUAGCUCCGUUUGUCAGCCCUACAUGUGCUGCACAUUUAUGUUGCUUACUUGCGUUGUUGCAGCACAAUCACCCCACCUGCUGGUCGCUAGCGGAACUGUGCUGGCCGGCCGCCUCGUCUCCAAACAAUACCACACAACAAGGAAAAUCAGGUUCAACAGGCCCCAAAGGGAAAAGGGACGAUUCCUCUAAUAGCUGUUUGAAUUAGUGCGACACAGCAGUGCAUUGAUUAGCUGUAGCACACCGAGCUGUACAAUCAUUAUUGGCACACGGCGGCGUGGGCGCUACGGUAACCGUCUCAUUUAAUUUGCGAGCAUCGAUGAAGGGCUUCGGAUGCCGACAGAUAGACUAGCUUGCUUUCAACCAUACAGUGCUGAGUAGUGUCUCCUCUUAUCUACCUCAAAUACCGUACAAUGCCAGCGUUGUACCGUGGAGCAAAAUAGGAUACUUGGGCGCCCUGAAUUUGGAAUAAUUGAUAAAGCGUAAAGUUCGAUUCAUUCUAAUAAAAUCAUGCUGACCUGCUUCACUUUUGACUCGCUGUCUGCAAGAACGACGGACGGCUGCUGAACACGAAGCAGGAAAAGUAGUUUGGAUGCGUCUAAAUAACGGCGUGAAGCAGGCUGAGCUGGUGAGCUUUUUAAAAAAACGCCCGUAAAAUAAAAAAAGCGCGCGGAUGCAUAUAUAAAUGACAUAAAAAACGACUUGCGCUCGAACUCGCAAUGUGAUUGUAUAUAGGUUGUACAUAGGCAAAUAAGCAGGAGUAGAUUAAAGUUCUUAAUUAUUGUUUGAGAGAAGACACCUUGAAAACAAUCAGAUGUAAAGUCAAAGUCUGGACGCUCCGACCAGGAGAGCGAGGUCAACUUCUCAACCUUAAAGUCAUUCUCCGCCAAACACUGUCAUCUCACCAAACACCUGCUGUCGCCCUGCACGGCGGCGUCAGAAAACAGCGGUUAUGGUUGCUUUCAAUUCACUGUAAUGACAAGUUUCUGCUGCAGGAAAGCAUCCAAGAGUCAGAUUAUUCCACCUUUCUGCUCCGUCUGGCGGUAAAAGCCGCCUUUCACAUGCAGGCGGGUGUCGGAGAGUCAGAGGAUGUUUGCCGGCGUUUCACUUUAAGGUCCGUUUCAGCAAAAAUGGUCCGAACACGGCGAUGAAAGUGAGGAAUGUUGUGUCUUCACCUAUGAGUGAAGCUCUCAAGCAAAAUGGCCUUGAUGUUAUGUAUAAAAAAAGUAAUUUUAUCACACGUGGUCGUGUAGGACAGAUGGAGUAUCUGUGUGAAAUCUUUUUAUUUGUAAUUGUUGACUCACACGCGGCACAGCACUUCUUUCAUUCCCGUUUCUGUGCUCUGAUUAUCUUAUUUAAUGGUCGUGAUAUUAAUAUAAAUGCUUUUUUUCGGGGGAGGGGCCAGUUUUGCAGUUUUGUCAUCGUUAUUGUUUUGUAUCGGUCAAAGCAGCCUCUAGGGUCCGAGACCGUCGGUGGGAGGAUCUCGACUAGAACCAUGUUUUAUAUUUUAUUGAAUAAGCGAAUCCCUCGUUUAAACGUUUAGCUCAGCAUUUUAGGAUGUUUGUUUAUAGCACACACUGAAAUUUCUCGCAGAUUUUAAAGUACAAGAGAAAGACACGAGGCUACUAUUAGAACUUCCUAGAACUCGUUCUUCCAGGUCAACCCAAGUCCAGGAGGACUGAAAAUACUUCUAUCGGUUUAGAUUUAGCUUUCCUGGUUGGUGGAAGUCCACAGAGGAGGAAGCAGUGCUUAGACAGCAGGCUGCAGGGUUUUUGCUAUCAUUAUAAUUAUGUUACUUUAUUUUUUUGUCUUUUCCCUUUUGAGGUGUUUCAUUGUCUGAAUUUCUGUGUUCAUUUUGAUGUUUUCUAAUAAAACAACACAUGACAGUGUUUGGCUUCUA
Messenger RNA from Stegastes partitus (bicolor damselfish), 5838 nucleotides. It is a transcript of the gene srebf2, whose product is annotated as sterol regulatory element binding transcription factor 2. Gene Ontology annotation, biological process: positive regulation of transcription by RNA polymerase II; positive regulation of cholesterol storage. Gene Ontology annotation, molecular function: protein dimerization activity; RNA polymerase II cis-regulatory region sequence-specific DNA binding; DNA-binding transcription factor activity, RNA polymerase II-specific. The coding region runs from base 240 to 3791 and encodes 1183 amino acids. Gene Ontology annotation, cellular component: nucleus. The record is from RefSeq and is a predicted model, not a curated record. The transcript has 20 exons. Lineage: Eukaryota; Metazoa; Chordata; Actinopteri; Pomacentridae.